Protopolystoma xenopodis is the source of this 753-nucleotide messenger RNA. The record is from the annotation of a GenBank genome assembly. Lineage: Eukaryota; Metazoa; Platyhelminthes; Monogenea; Polystomatidea; Polystomatidae.
AUGGGCUCCUGUGCCUCGACUGGAGGGAUUCAGGCCGAUAGUCCCGUGCUAGUGACAGCCCGAGCCAAAGAGGAUGUGCAUCACAAGUUUCGAGCCCACGACGAGCUCUACGAUCGUCACUUGGCUGACCUGAGCUCGGACGGAUUUGACGAAGAGGACGACAGAGGCGAGCGUCCCCAGAGCCCUGAAGAGGCUUCAAAGACCGCGUUGGCUCCCGACUCUACAGCUCACUUAUCCAACGGUACAGGAAACCAUUUGUUGUCGCAAGCCGGGUCAAAGUUGCCUGACGACCAGCGGAAUAGGCGAGCUGACGACAGCAUCGACGCAUCGAAGCCCAGUGAUCUGAUCAGUUCGGUUGAUAGGCGCGAUUCGACGUUCACCCACGAGGUUGUAGGAAGAAAGGAGGCUGAAAAAGCCAAGAACCCACAAGAGGCGAUAAAUCCACAAGACUCCCUCGAGAGUCACCGUCGUCGGCGGACCCUGAGCCAGCUGGGCCCCAAAGAGGAGGGCGAGGCGAAGGAGGAGCCGACGAAAAUGGUACUGGAAGAGUCCAAAUGCAUCGCCUCGAAUGAGGCUGGACACAUCGAGGACAGUCCCAAGGAAAAAGCGGCGGCGAUCGAGAAAAGCCACAACCCUCACAGGCCGGACGAGGAGAAAGAGGAUAAGAAUCAUGAUAAAAAUGAGAGACUAGCAGACAAUCAACUCAAAGUUGUAGGUAAGUCAUCCCCAAGACGGAUUGCAAAGUCAACUUGA